Messenger RNA from Rhineura floridana, 906 nucleotides. Its product is annotated as taste receptor type 2 member 1-like. The coding region runs from base 1 to 906 and encodes 301 amino acids. Gene Ontology annotation, molecular function: bitter taste receptor activity; G protein-coupled receptor activity. Gene Ontology annotation, biological process: detection of chemical stimulus involved in sensory perception of bitter taste; G protein-coupled receptor signaling pathway; sensory perception of taste. The record is from RefSeq and is a predicted model, not a curated record. The transcript has a single exon. NCBI's taxonomy places the organism in Eukaryota, Metazoa, Chordata, Lepidosauria, Squamata, Rhineuridae. Gene Ontology annotation, cellular component: membrane.
AUGCUUUCUCCCAAAAUCAUUGCCUUUCUGGUGGCAGUAACUGACUUUGCCCUCGGUGGGCUCAUCUCCAAUGGCUUUAUAGUUGCAGUGACAGUCAUGGAAUGGGCUAAAUGCAGGAGUCUUGCUGCUAGUGAACAACUUCUUCUGUCCCAGGGUAUGUCUAAUAUCUGCUUCACAGGUUUUCUAACUGCACUGUCCGUUUGUUACUACUCGCCACCUGAUGUCAAUAACUACUUAAAGUCAGGAAAGCUUUAUGUCUUUGCCAUCUUUGCUGUAUUCUCCCGGUUCUGGCUCACUGCCUGGCUCUGUGUCUUCUAUUGCAUCAAGAUAGUGAACAGCACCCAGUCCCUCUUCCUUUGGUGCAAGCUGAGGAUAUCGCAGCUGGUGCCCUGGCUCCUUGUGGGAUCUCAAGUCUUCUCGUUGCUAGUUACCAUUUUUGCAAUGCAGAGUCUUCAUACACAAACCCAGAGCAACAGAACAAACAACACUACAAACAUGACCGAAGGACGGACUGAAUAUGCGAGUUAUUUCAAAAUCUUCUUUUUAAUUACUGGCACUGGCUGUCCCUUUCUUCUGGUUUUAUGUUGCUCCAUUAAGGUUGUAGCCUCACUCUGUAGACAUGUCUCCCACCUGACAAGUGCAGAAUCCAAUCUGAGGAGCCUCCAAACAGAAGCUCACAUCAAGGCAGCUGGGGCAGUGCUCUUCCUCCUGAUCCUUUCCAUUAUUUUUUAUGUGGUACAGACCUUGCUUAUAACCGACGUAUACGUUGAACAAAAUAUAUUUGCUUAUUCAGUGUGUAUAGCAGUGUUGCUGAUGUACUCCCCUGCUCAGGCUGCCAUCCUGAUGUUGGUUAAUCCCAAGCUUAAGCAGGCAGCUGCCCGGAUGCUUCCAAGAGCAAAGACUUAA